AUGGUUUUUGGGAGAAGAUUCAAACUUCAAACAGAUCAUAAGCCUCUUCUAGCUAUAUUUGGUGAUAAAACGGGAAUUAAGGUGUAUCAAGCAAAUAGACUUCAACGUUGGGCAAUUAAACUGAUUGCAUACGACUUCGAAUUAAAGUUUAUUUCAACUAACAGUUUUGGGUAUGCAGACGUUUUAUCACGACUCAUACAUAACACAAUCAAUCCUUCAGAAGACUAUGUCAUCGCUGCAGUAGAGUUUGAAAUUGAAAGUAAACAAAUUUUACAUAACUCACUUGAUAAGCUGCCGCUUACCAGCAAAAUGAUUACUUACGAAACAGCUAAGGACAAGGUUUUAGCUAAAAUUCUCGAAUAUGUAACUAAAGGAUGGCCAUCAAACUGCAACAACAGUGAGUUAAAAGCUUACUUUAACCGAAAAAACGACAUAUGUAUAGUUGACGGAUGUUUAAUGUUCGGACAACGCAUUAUUAUACCUCAAAUUUUCCGAAAGCGCAUUCUUAAAGAAAUUCACCGAGGUCAUCAAGGCAUAGGUCGUACUAAAGCCAUCGCGCGGAACUACGUUUAUUGGUCAAAUAUCGAUUACGAUAUUGAAGCAAUGGUGAAAAGUUGUUCAAAUUGUGCAGCAGCAGCUAAAAUGCCCACAAAAACAACUUUACAUCCUUGGCCAAAACCUUCUGAUUCUUGGGAACGGCUCCAUAUUGAUUAUGCAGGACCAAUAGAUUCAUACUACUAUUUGGUCGUAAUCGAUGCGUUCUCAAAAUGGCCAGAAAUUAUACAAACAAAAUCUAUAACAGCAACUCAAACAAUUUCCAGCUUGAAAGAAAUUUUCGCUAGAUUUGGGUUACCGAAGACAAUAGUUUCAGACAAUGGUACUCAAUUUGUGAGUCACCAAUUUCAACAGUUUUUAGCGGAAAACGGCAUUAGUCAUAUACGAAGCAGUCCGUAUUAUCCCAUGUCAAAUGGACAAGCCGAAAGGUUUGUGGAUACUUUAAAGCGAGCACUCAAAAAGUUAAAUGGGAAGGGGGUAACUGCUGAAAAUCUUCAAACAUUUCUACAAGUUUACCGAUCAACUCCGAAUAAGCAAAAUGAGGACAGUAAAUCGCCAGCUGAAGUUUUACUAAAAAGAAAUAUCCGUAUUAAACUUGACUUGAUUAAACCAACGCUGGUGUCAGACCCAAAUGCCAAGUUUAAAAACAAGUGCGAUACACAACUCAAAAUGAAAGCGCAAUUUGACAAAAGGCACGGUGCAAAGCCAAAGUUUUACGAAAAACAAGAGCUCGUUUAUGUCAAUAUAUUCAAAAACAAACACUUUGAAUGGACAAAAGGUAAAAUAAUCGAACGCAUAGGUAACGUCAUUUAUAAUGUUCGCUUACAAAAUGGCAAACUUAUUCGUGCACAUGCCAAUCAAAUUCGUGACCGUAAAGAUCAAGAAAAUGAGUUAUCUUUAGAAAUAUGUACUUCCGAAGAUAUCGCCAACGAAAAGUGUUUAGUUGAUGCAUUUGGCCUCUACGAAACAACACCUAAAGAUGUGGUCGAAAUAACUAACAACAACAUGGUUUCGACUCCAGAUCAAUCUUUCAACGAAGUAACCGAGAUUGCAAUCCCUCAAACUGAGAAGCACAAUGAGGCAGUUGUUCCGUAUACCCGACCAAGGCGUACUAGACAUCCUGUUGACCGUUAUAGACCCUAG
Molecule: messenger RNA, 1698 nt
Organism: Teleopsis dalmanni
Lineage: Eukaryota; Metazoa; Arthropoda; Insecta; Diptera; Diopsidae
Exons: 1
Coding region: 1-1698 (565 amino acids)
Biological process (GO): DNA integration
Molecular function (GO): nucleic acid binding
Source: RefSeq, a predicted model, not a curated record